This is a messenger RNA of Radiomyces spectabilis, 3288 nucleotides long. Its product is annotated as S-adenosyl-L-methionine-dependent methyltransferase. Lineage: Eukaryota; Fungi; Mucoromycota; Mucoromycetes; Mucorales; Radiomycetaceae. The record is from RefSeq and is a predicted model, not a curated record. The transcript is spliced from 3 exons. The coding region runs from base 1 to 3288 and encodes 1095 amino acids. Gene Ontology annotation, molecular function: N-methyltransferase activity; DNA binding.
AUGACCAAUCCGUCCUACUCUCAUCAUUACCUACCUCUCCUGCUGCCGUCGUCGUCAUCCGCAUCCUUCUGGAAUCCAGCAUCUGAUCACGGCAUGUACAGCUUGGAAGCCCCAUCGUCCCCCUUGCCCAAUAUCCAGAAACCAGAAUCUACCUUGGCUGAACAAGAACAAGGUCUUAAACGCAAUUCAGAGCCACCAUUACCACCGCCUUCAGCGCGUUUUUCUGGAGAACCCAUUCAACAAAUUCCGAUCCGAUCGGAACCUGCAUCGCCCGUACAAGCACCUCCAUCUGCAUUUACAGAAGCCAAUGCAGACACGAUCGUCAAUACGUUGGGAAUGGCGCUCAUCAAUAUCCAGCCGCAAGUCAAGAAACGGUUGAUGAUGAAAAGGCAGGAAAACGGCGCACCUCACAUCCCCAACGAAGCGCUGUAUUCCCUUUUACAACGUCCUGAUGAAAAAGAACCGCCUCAUGUCGACCCAUCUUCGCCCCAGCAACUCGAACGCAUUAUUGACGUGUACUGCCUCAUGACCAGUUUUAUGACAAUCUAUCUCCUCUUUAUCGAGAUACUGCUGCAAGAUCUUAUGGAUGGUCAUGCCCACACAUUUGAAGGUUACAUGCAACUCUUUUCCGUGCAAGACGAUGUGUUUUACCACCAAGACGAUAUGUUUAUCUGGUACUACUUGUACGCACGAAAGGAGACAUCCAUCCUCCAUGAUAUUCGUACCAGCAUUCGUAAAACCGGGAUUCAGUUUCGGUCGCUGACGCUUGUCGACACCAUCUUUUCCCGCUUUUAUACCCAUCAUUUUCUGGAAUUGGCCGCUCAGAAACAUCAAAAAGACCAUGGCCAGUUUUAUACGCCGCAAAGUGUCGUCCAAUUCAUGUGGAAUCGGUGCCUCGAUAAGCAGCAAUUGAUGCAAAGUGCAAGUGCUGGUCACGUGCCACGGGUCUUUGAUCCAUGCAUGGGCAUCGGCUCCUUCCUGUGCGAAUUUCUUGCACGACAGGUCGAAAGCUGCAGCGUGAUCUGGAAUCAUGCCGAUGUAUUGCUACGCUUACUGACCACUGUGAUACCCCAGCAUGUUUGGGCAGUAGAAAUCGAUCCGUUUGCUCAUCAUCUCGGUAAACUGAACGUCAUGGUCCAUCUCUUUCCAUUCUACCGACGUCUCAUUGAACUCAAGACACCUCUUACUCAGCGCAUGAUUGAUCGAUUACGUCUUUUUCGCAACGAUACCUUGAAACUCGAUACCACACUUCCAAAUAUGGAUGCCUGGGAACAGCAUCAGCUCCACCGUUUACGCGACGCGACCGAAUUGAAGUUCGAUUACAUCGUAACCAAUCCUCCCUACAUGAUUCGCAAGACAGGCUUUAUCACCGUCCCUGACGCCGCCUUGUACGAUGAACGUGUGUUGGGUGGACGAGGCACACAAGCCUACCUGUAUUUCAUGUGGAUUUGUCUUCAACGGAUCGACGAUCACCAUGGUCAGUUAUGUCUGAUUACGCCCAGUCAAUGGAUGGUACUAGAAUUUGCUGAACAUCUCAGGCUUUGGAUCUGGAAGCAUUGUAAACUCUUGGAAGUUUUCCAGUUCGAGCCAUACAAAGUGUGGCGCAAAGUGCAGACCGACUCGCUCAUCUUUUUACUCUGCAAACGAUCGUUUAUACCACGACAAGGACACACCAAUACGCACGCAACAUUAUUCUUGCGUCACUUAUCGCGUCGAAUAGGGUUGGAAGCCAUCUUGCACUCGUAUGAAGCAUUUGAUCGUCUCAUUCCUUACACCCAGGACCCAUCGAUCGCCUCCAAGAUUGUACCGACGGAUCCACUCGAUCGGAUUCAUGAGUCACCCCACGCUUCGUUUGCUUUUUUGUAUCCAUCCACUUCCGUUUCCGAUCAACUGAUGAAGUCCACAGCUCACUUUCCGCGUCUCUGCGAUGGCGAAUCACGACUUUCCGAUGUAGCUUCUACCCACAUCCCGCUUAUCUGGAACCGUGGUCCCAAUACCAACCCUGUCUAUGCACUCGUUGUUCGAACAAGCUGGGCUAUUCGAACUUUUGGUCAGGCUUGCUGCGAUCGUUGGUUACGACCCGUCUUUUACUGGAAUGGCAAAUCGUCAGCAAGGACGGGAAAAGAAACAUCCGUGAGCAAAGAAGUGGCGUUUUGGCAUAACCGUGACUCGGGUCGUCUCACAAAAAAGGAGAAUUCGCCUGCAGAAGCGUACGCUCCCUUUUGUCGCAAGGAUCCAGAAGCGGGCGAUUCUUUUUUCUCCUUCUACUCAUUGAUCCUCGUGGAUAAAGAAGGAGCCGAAGAACUGGAAACCGAUCAGCGGACCUUGGGUGAAAAGGCCACAACCUGUGCUUUGUAUCACUAUCUGAAGGAAGCACGUCAAGCCCUUCAGCCGACGAAAAACGACCGUACGCUAGCUUGGUGCCAUUACAACAAAUGCGGCCUUCAGAUUCCGGUCAAAAUCGUCCACCCCAUCAAUUUUGGCUACUUCAGUCGAACUCAACCGCGACAGCGAUUCUUUGUCGACCGCACCUCCCAAUGUGUCACCAACCAAUGCAUCUAUUUCACGAUCAAGCCCGACAGUCCGUGGCAAUCGGCUGAUUAUUUUUGCGGCCUACUGAACUCGAGCACCAUCCAGUAUUUUAUUCGCGCUCACUGUUAUUACGAUCAGCAAGGUCGAACCCGAUUCUUUGGAAAAAACAUGUCCAAAAUCCCAUUUGCUCCUCCGAUCCACGCCGAUGAUGUGGAUACGAUGGCCGCGUUUGUCCAGGAUCUUACCGUGACACGCUUAUGGAUCUACGAAAUCAUUGAAAAAACACGGUUACGGACGGUCAUGGACAAGGUGCGUAACUGCAUGUGGGAUAUUUCGACGACCGACCAAAUGCUACUGAAAGAAUAUGAGAAACACCAAGGUGGAGAUUGGUGGUGGGAUCGCGAUCCACACUCGGAUCAUUGGGUCGAUGCGAAGAUACGGAGCAUGCGACCACGAAGUAUCACUCUGUGCGUUCUUUUGACGCGACUGCUGAUGAUGGCUUCCUUACUGCAAUGUUGCAUCGACCAUCUCACCUAUUUCAUGUACGGUAUUCCACCCCAGUUUCAAAAGGAGCUUGAGCUGGAACUUGAGCUCUCAUUGACGGAAACAUGGUAUACCCUACUUGGUGACGAUGUCUACCUCUUGGAAAAAGAUCGUGAAAAAUGGCAGCAGAAAAUGACUUUCCUUCUACGGUCUCUGUGCACGGAUGGCCAUUGUGGGGCGUCUUUUGCGACUACAACUUUUGAACCAUCAUAA